Corvus hawaiiensis (hawaiian crow) is the source of this 2302-nucleotide messenger RNA. RefSeq names its product keratin 80 (gene KRT80). The transcript has 9 exons. NCBI's taxonomy places the organism in Eukaryota, Metazoa, Chordata, Aves, Passeriformes, Corvidae. Bases 421 to 1797 code for a protein of 458 amino acids. Gene Ontology annotation, molecular function: structural constituent of skin epidermis. Gene Ontology annotation, biological process: intermediate filament organization; keratinization. The record is from RefSeq and is a predicted model, not a curated record. Gene Ontology annotation, cellular component: keratin filament.
GGUUCCUUUCCUCACCUUUUAAGGAUGAGGGAAGCAACUGCUGGGGCCCGGAAUUACCUGGGAGGAUUUGGUUUUGCUGCAAGGGCCGGAGCCCUCCUCCCACAAACAAGCUCCUGAAGAAAGGAGGGAACAGACAGAGGAGGGAAUAAGAAAGAAAAAAAAAAAAAGGAAAAAAAAAAAAAAAACAACAACCAAACCAAAAAGCCAACAGGUUGAUCUGGAUUUCCAUCAAGGGUUCCACCCUCCUCCGUUUAAUGAACAUCGCAGAACAGGUGCUUGGAAUUCAUUACCAGCCCACGAGCCGGGCAUUGCACCGGCCCAGCUCCGCGGCUCCCCGGCUCUCCCUCCUCGGGGGCGGCAGCAGCAGCCACCAACCUUCCGCCCUUCUCUGCCUUCCCCUCCGGGAGCCGCGGCCCGGCCAUGACCAACCCCUGCGCUGCCUUCUCCAGCGGCUCGCUCUGCUCCGGGGAGCUGGCGGCGAGGAUGAGCCGCGGCAGAGCCGCCGGGAGCCCGUCCCCGGAGCGCCGCAGCCCCGACGGGGGGGCCAGCGACGGCCCCGGCUCGGUGGCCAGCGACGGCUGCGGCUCCCCGGGCGGCCUGCGCUGCUCGCCGCUGUCCAGGGACGGGAGGCUGCCGGCCCCGGUGCGCCUGGACAUCGACACCGCCUUCCAGGCCGUGCGGCAGCAGGAGAAGGAGGACAUCAAAGUGCUCAACAACCAGUUCGUGACCCUGAUCGAGAAGGUCCAGAGCUUGGAGCAGCAGAACAAGAUCCUGACGACCAGGUGGAACUUCCUGAAGGACCAGGACAAUUCCCACUCGGACUCGGACAUCAAGGCCAUCUACGAGCAGUACAUGAGCAAAAUGAACCAGGAGAUGAAGGCGCUCAACUACGAGCAGGAAAACCUGGAGUCGGAGCUGGCGAAGGUCCUGAGCACCAUGGACACCUUCCGGAGCAAGUACGAGGAUGAAAUUCGCCUCUGCAGCGGGAUGGAAUUCACCUUCAUGGAGCUCAAAAAGGACCUGGACGCGAGCACCUUGCACCGCACGGAGCUGGAGGUGAAGCUCAAAGGGCUCCAGGAGCUGCUGGAGCUGAAGAAAACCAUCUACGAGCAGGAGCUGGAGGAGCUGCUGACAGAAAUCAAGGACAUUUCCGUGGUGCUGGGGAUCGACAGCUGCUCCCGGCCGGACCUGGGCAGGAUCGUGGAGGACGUCAGGGCCCAGUACGAGGCUCUGGCCCUGCGGAGCUGGGAAGAGGCCGAGGCCCUCACCCGGAGGAAGCUCACCGACAGCAGCUCCCAGGCCGGCUCCUUCGGGGGGCACCUCCUCGACAGCCGGCGGGAAAUCGCGGAUCUGAACAUCCGCAUCCAGAAACUGCGCUCCUGCAUCGUGUCCCAGAAGAGCCAGUGCCUGUACCUGGAGGAGCACAUCCGCGAGGCCGGCGAGCAGGGGGAGGGGACCCUCAGGGACGCCAAGGCCAAGGUGGCCGGGCUGGAGGAGGCCCUGCAGCGCAGCCGGGAGCACGUGGCUCACCUGGUCCGGGAGUACCAGGAGCUCAUGAACAUCAAACUGGCCCUGGACGUGGAGAUCCUCACCUAUAGGAAGCUCAUGGAAGGGGAGGAGAGCAGCAUGGAGCAGCCCAUUCCCACCGUCAUCAGCGCCGUCCACUCCCGGCCAAAGCCCCUGUCUGCCAGCACCCUGCGGCACUCGCGGCUCUUUGCCUGCGGCUCGGGGGACGCGGAGCCGAGCAGCGGGAGCCGGCCCAAGCUCAGCCCCGGAGCCCCCGGGGGAUGUUCAUAGAGAACGGGAUGAACACGGAUCCAAGGCACCUGGGAAGCUCUUCCUCCUGAGCUCCAGCCCACACCUGAGGGAUGAAGGAUGAGGAUCCUCUCCGGGCCAUCUCUUGUCUUUCCACCAUCCCAGUUCACAGCUCCAUUCCCAGUUACAGCAGGAGCCAGCCCAGGACUUCAGGGCCUCUCCCGUUUCCUUCACCUUCCUCUGCAGGGCUCCUUGCCCAGGGGAUUUGCCAUCCCUCCUUUGCAGUGUGCCCGGCAGGAGGGACUGUCCCCAGCCCAGUUUUAGCAGCUGCCAUCAGUCCCUUUAUGGUGUUGCCAAACCCUUUCCCUGCUCUGACGGGGCUUCCAAGGAAGGCACCAUCCAGGCUUCCACACUGGGGGAGAGGGAGGAAAACCCCAGGGAUGGAUUUGUCACCUGGAUUGACAGAUCUGGUGACACCCUGGAGGACCCUUGGCCACCUCAGGGUAUCUCCCUGCCUUUGGGGGGCCCCUCAUUCCUUCUCCAAAGC